This is a messenger RNA of Knipowitschia caucasica, 678 nucleotides long. NCBI's taxonomy places the organism in Eukaryota, Metazoa, Chordata, Actinopteri, Gobiiformes, Gobiidae. The record is from the annotation of a GenBank genome assembly.
AUGCUCUUCAAGUGUCCGAGAGAAGACUAUAACAUCGUCCAGGAAUACCAAAACCUCACUCAGGACGGCUCUCCCGGCUCCCUGCGGACUCUCGCUCAGCUUUAUUCGUGUUACUAUGGAACGUGUGUGAGCGACGUGAGCGAGAGGAUGGAGGAACUCCGCAGACGCAAAGUUCUGCAGCACUCUGAGAUGGUCAAAGUGGAGUCUCUUUCGUCCUCGCUGCUGCUUCGCUCUCAGAUCCAGGAGUCUCUGGGUCUCCAUAGUAACUCCUCGACCCCGGAGGUGCAGAGGAGGGUCAAAGGAACCAGGUCCCAGUCUGAGGGAGGCCCCCGAGGUAAAACUGAGGCCAGACCUGAGGCCAGACCUGAGGCCAGACCUGAGGCCAGACCUGAGGCCAGACCUGAGGUCAGACGCAGAUCUCUGUGGCACAGUUUCAGAAGAUCUCCAAAGGAAAAUGUGCGACUCACGAGCGCAGACGUGGGCUUCGUGGCGUCGGAGGUUACCAUGGGAGACGAGGAGCGGAUCCACCUGAUGCUGAUGGUGAAGGACCAUAUGAUCUCCAUCGAGGAGGCGCUGGCCCGGCUGAAGGAGUUUGAAAACCAGAACCAGGACCAGAACCAGAGCCAGAGCCGAGGAGUGACCUGCUGUGAGCGCCCUGUGAGUCCUGCAGCUGUUUGA